Messenger RNA from Effrenium voratum, 2790 nucleotides. Lineage: Eukaryota; Dinophyceae; Suessiales; Symbiodiniaceae. The record is from the annotation of a GenBank genome assembly.
AUGCCGCGCUCCUUUUUCGGUUGGGCGGUUCGAGCGAACCUUCCCGGCGAGGAUUCCGAGGCGCGGCAGAAGCUGGUAGAUGCGCUCAAAGAGGCGGAGGAGACCAGCGUUUUCGAGGAGUACCGGCAGAUCAACCAGGAGCUGGCCUUUGAGCAGCAAGACCUGCAAGAGGCAAGGCGCUCGGGGGUGCUGCUGCUCAGUGCGGCGGAGGCGGCUUGGAAGCCCAGCGCGAGAGAUGCGGACGGGACGGACGAGCAGCAAGAGGCGCUUGCGCCGCUCAUGGUGGAACUCGCGCGGGAGAGGGAAUCCACCGACUACCUCCUGCCUCCCGUUCUGUCCAAGGAAGACGACGAGGCCAAGGAAGCUGAUGCCAAGCUCAGCUCCAGGGAGGCCAUGGAGGCCGAGAUCAAGCACCUGCAGCUGGACAUCGAGCAUUUCAAGAACUCGGCGGUCCGACUGCAAGCGGAGGACUUUGUUCCGAUUCAGCUGUCCUUCUGGCUGUGCUGGCGACGCGAGUGUGACCAAGAAAAGCUUUUCAACCUGUCGGAGAAAUCUUUGAGCUUGGGGAUGGUGUUGGACCGGCAGCGCUUUCACGUGCUCAGCUCCCUUCGGGAUGAUCUGCAGGAGGCCUCCGAGGAGCUGGGCUACCAGCGGGAGCGCGCCAGGCACCACGAGGCCGGCCGGGCGGACGGGCGGGUUCGCCGCUCGGCUCAAGCCUCGAGCCUCGAGCCAGCGGGCUCCGCGGGCCGCUUGAAGCGGAGGCACGUGAGGCCAAGGCGCCGCCAGCGGCGCGGCUUUCGCAUGAGGCGAAGGCAUCAACGAGGCGCCAGCUUCGCGGUGGUGCGCAGCGGGUGCAACCUGAAGCUGGUGCCGUUCGAAGGGGGCCUCCACUGCGAUGGCCGCGCGCCAGGGCCGGUCCACACGGCGACGCCUCUGGACAUGCACAACUUCGGGGCUGACUUCGACUACGAGGGCGCCAUCUUCGGGAUCCAGGAGUUCUACCAAACCUGCGAGUUCGAGCGUGCUCGCCGGCGGAAUCUGCAGCUGAAGCGCUUCUGGUGGCGCCGGGGGCUGGAGGAAGAGCAGGAGGAGGCUUUGGCGCGGGACGAGUUGGCCCUAACAUCCCGCGUACCCAUCCCCGAGGCGGCGCCGCGGAAUCCCCACCGGCAGGAGCUGGUGGCCCUGGAGCGGCGACUCAGGGACCUGGAGGAGGAGCGCUUCUGCUGGCGCGAGGCCCAGGACUUGCAAGAGCACAUCGCCUACUUGCAAGACGAGAUCGAUGCAAUUCUGCACGAGCAGGACUUGCACCGGCGGAUCCGGACGCUGGCGCUGGAGAGGGAGGCGAUGCUGGACAGCCAGGAGCUCCGAAGGAGCCGGCUACAGCAGCUCAGGGAUGCAGAGAAGCAGCAGGAGCUGCGGCAGCGCCUGCGGGCGUGUGUUGCGGAGAAGAAGGCGCUGCAGCGCGAGCAGGAUGACCUCGAGAGGAGCUACAGGAGUUCCCAGUUGACUACCUGGCAAAAGGAGAAGGAGCUCCAACACCGACAGAAAGUCUUGGAUCGGCACAGUCUGCGCAUGCAGGCGCCCAAGAAGCCGCCGGGCAGGCCUCUCUCGGCGCCGGGAGGUCGCAGGCCGACCCCGGCAACGAGCUGCGGAGGCUCGGGGGACUUCUACGCCUGGCGGCACAGCUCGGGUGUGCCGCUGAAGCCGAGUGCACGGGCGCCAGCGCACUGGGCGCCAGGCCCGCGAUCUCCGCAAUCGCAGGCCGGCACGCUGCCGCGGCAGGUGCGGCUGCAGGAGCCGCUGGCAGAGACAGACCAGACCCAGCUGCCACUUGCCGUUGCCCAAGAAGCCAGUGAUGCUGCAAACCAAGUAAACCAGGAGCCAGAGAAGCCAGCUGAUCCUCCCAAGGAUGUGCCAUCACCAGCUGGCCCACCCAAGGAUGCGCCAGCGCCAGAUGGCCCGCCCAAGGAUGCGCCAGCACCAAAUGGCCCGCCCAAGGAUGCGCCAGCGCCAGAUGGCCCGCCCAAGGAUGCGCCAGCGCCAGAUGGCCCGCCCAAGGAUGCGCCAGCGCCAGAUGGCCCGCCCGAAGAUGCGCCAGCGCCAGAUGGCCCGCCCAAGGAUGCGCCAGCUCCAGAUGGCCCACCCAAGGAUGCGCCAGCUCCAGAUGGCCCACCCAAGGAUGCGCCAGCACCAGAUGGCCCGCCCAAGGAUGCGCCAGCACCAAAUGGCCCGCCCAAGGAUGCGCCAGCGCCAGAUGGCCCGCCCAAGGAUGCGCCAGCGCCAGAUGGCCCGCCCAAGGAUGCGCCAGCUCCAGAUGGCCCGCCCAAGGAUGCGCCAGCGCCAGAUGGCACGCCCGAGGAUGCGCCAGCACCAGAUGGCCCGCCCAAGGAUGCGCCAGCGCCAGAUGGCCCGCCCAAGGAUGCGCCAGCGCCAGAUGGCCCGCCCAAGGAUGCGCCAGCUCCAGAUGGCCCGCCCAAGGAUGCGCCAUGCGCCACCAGAUGGCCCGCCCAAGGAUGGCGCCCAAGGAUGCGCCAGCGCCAGAUGGCCCGCCCAAGGAUGCGCCAGCACCGAGAGCGCCAGAUGGCUCGCCCAAGGAUGCGCCAGCGCCGGCUCGCCCACCCAAGGAUGCGCCAGCACCAGAUGGCCCGCCUAAGGCUGCGCCAGCACCAGACGCACCAACGCCAGCUGAUGACAGCUAAGCUUAGUUGCUUAGUUGCCAUGGAGCAUGAGCAGACGCAGGUGCCAGAAGAUGCAACAAACGCCUCUGAGCGGCUUCAUCCACACUUAUAG